Molecule: messenger RNA, 2884 nt
Organism: Hydractinia symbiolongicarpus
Lineage: Eukaryota; Metazoa; Cnidaria; Hydrozoa; Anthoathecata; Hydractiniidae
Product: tight junction protein ZO-1-like
Exons: 9
Coding region: 149-1981 (610 amino acids)
Biological process (GO): cell-cell adhesion; cell-cell junction organization; protein localization to cell-cell junction
Cellular component (GO): bicellular tight junction; plasma membrane
Molecular function (GO): cell adhesion molecule binding
Source: RefSeq, a predicted model, not a curated record
AAUAUUUUUAAAAUUUAGAGUGAAUCAAAAUAACAAGAAAGUAUGACCGUAAGUAAAGUCUUACUGCAAACAAAAAAAGAGGUUAAAAAAAGACACUAAAAUUAUAAACGAUUUAACAGCUUCGAAAAAAUUCAUUGGUUGAGUUAAAAUGGAGAAGUACCAAGAAGAUUUGUUGCACCGUCAUUCGUUAGACAUGCUAACUAAUCUAGACGUCGACAAAAUAUUAAUGGCUCUCCGCGUGCGUGAAUUAAUAGUAGAACAUGAUAUGAAGCUAAUACACGAUAUGAAAGCGCCAGAAAAAUGGCGUCAGAUCAUCAACUUGUUGAAAAGAUUGAGAAGUGCUGAUGCAUUUUGGGUAUUCUGUCAUGAGAUACGCAGCCAAUCAAACGAGUUGUUUUGCGCAUUGCAUCAAAACCAGGGCGGAAAUUCCGAUACAUGCUGUCCGGAAUGUAAAAACGAUGAAAUGGGUUCUAAUAAAAUAAUAAUUAACGCAGAGCUAAUUAUGAAGUUAUCAAAGCAAAACGUUGUGCUAAAAAAACCUGAAGAUAUUCUGAUACACAUCAAAGACAUAAAUGAGAAAAACGAAACUUUAAAAGAUGAAAACAAACUCCUCCACGGAUACAUUAAAAGUUUAAACGAGAACUUAAACACUCACCCGAACUGGGAAGAUCAGGUAAAACUGCAAGACAGUUUAUUGGAAUGUCAAAAACAGCGAGACGCUUUUAAAUCGGAUCUGGGAGAGGCAAAAGAUGCGCUAGAAGCGCAGACAUCGGAACUAUUAACGGCGAAAGAAAUGCUAAACAGACGGACAUUAAAAUUAACAGAAACAAUAGAAAUGCUUGAGAAUAUGAAAUCGGAACUAUCGCAGGCGAAAGAAAUGCUAAAAAAAACGGAAUCGAAAAAUGAUACGUUGUUUGACCAGAUUUUCACUUUGAAAGAUGAAAAUAAAAAAUUAAGUGAUAAAUAUAAUGACGUCUUAACCGAGAAAAGACAGGUUGAAAAAGAACUGCAGUAUGUUUUGCAUGAACGGGAAAGAAUAAUGAGUGACAUUGAUGGAAACACACUUCCAGCUAAUGAAACGCCUAACAUGCCUGUGGAAAGUUAUGAAAGAUUCGACAAGAUCAGACCACCAUUUAAAGUCAACUCCUGCUCAAGCUUUUGUCAAUUCACAAACACGCCACCCAAUAAUUCUUCGGCGUCGACGCUUCCUAGAAAAAAUUUCAAAGAUGGUCGUUCCCAAUCGAUUGAUAGUGGUUUAACAGAUUUAGCAGAAAAUAAGCCUCCUCCUUACACGAGGGCUAUGAGGGCUGACAGUGACAUCGAAAAGAAGUCCAGCUACGUUGAUAGUAUGGAAUCACAUAGCAGGAGAGAAGUUACUUUGACCAAACAAAAUAAUGGUUUGGGCUUAGAAAUUAUUGGCGGAAACAAAGUUGGGAUUCUGAUAUCAAAAGUAAAACCAUCGUCGGCUGCAAGUAAUUGUGGUUUGGUGAAAGGCAUGAGAAUCCUAAAGGUUAACGGAAUCGAUUUGGAGAAUAUUGCAUUCUGCUAUGUGCACGAACUUUUUAAGAAAUUCGAAAAAGGAAACCAUGUCACAUUCAUCGUACAAAACAUGCCAUAUGAUGAAUAUGAAAGACUGCUGGAAAAAAAACCUUAUGACUAUUUUCAUAUACGAACGAUCAAGAAAUACAUAGCGAAAGACGCAGAUGAGUUGUCGUUCCAACCUGGCGAGACUCUCUGUAUAACUAGCACAUAUGUGGUGACGGAAAACAAAAAGUCGUACAAGUGGAAAGCCACCAAGCCUCAUGUUGUUGACACUUAUCAAACAUCUGGUAAUAUACCACGACAGUUGAGCUCUCGUUCACCCAGCUCCAUAGAAGAUCACGAUUACGAAAAUAUUGACCGAAUAAUGGAGACAAACAAUCAAAAAUACGUCGGUAAAUUUUACUUGAUCCUGGAUCCAGUGGGUGAGCAACUGGUAUGAUGAUGAUUAGAUAAUUCAUAAUGGUAGACUGACCGUGUUAGACCAUAUUACUCACAUUCACACACAGAGGGACGAAAACGAUUUGCUUGAUUCAAAGAUUUAAACCAAAAGAAAUCAUGAAUAAUCAAGAAAUCACAAAUCCAAGAAAUAGACUAAAGGUUGGACCCAAUAGUCCAAAAUUAGAAAAAUAUAUAUUUUUUACAAUAGGUAAAAAAUUAUUUUAAGGGGCAAAUUUUAUGAAUGCUGGCUGGAUUCCAGCAGUUUUUAAAAUUAAAUUCACGUAUAAAUAAAAAGGCCUGUUUUUCCAACUAUCCUUUCCGUUUUAUCAAGAAGUGCAUUUACUUUGUACUUGUAUGCCAUAAUAGGUUUCAUUGCUUCCGAUAUCAUACUUUGAAAGCAUCCGAUUUCCGAUAUGAGACUUUGCAAACAUCCGAUUUCUGAUAUGUUACUUUGCAAACAUCUAUUAUCCGAUAAAAUACUUCGUAAGGAUCCGAUUUCAGAUAUGUUACUUUGCAAACAUCUAUUAUCCGAUAAAAUACUUCGUAAGGAUCCGAUUUCUGAUUAUUAUCGAUGUAGAAAAAAAUUGUCUAACUGAACGAUUUUUAUUCGCUUUUGUAUAAUUUGUUUCGUACACUUCUUUAUAAGUGUAAAUGAUGAAGAAUUUAGUCAUAACCUUAUCUAUUUUUCAUACACGGGAAUAUUUUAACCUCGCUCCCAGGGCUUUUUUGCUCUCACUAACUCUGCGUUUCUUGAUAUUUUUAUAAUCCCUGAGAACAAGGUUGGAAAUAAAAAAUGGCGAUUUUACUGUAUUUAUUGAAUUUGUGCUAAAUUCGCAUUGUUUUAUUAUAUUUUUUUCUGUUAUUUUGUUUUUAUAAAUAAAAAUGUAACUAUUUUUUAAUAAAU